UGGGGGGGGUGGACUCCUUGACAGGGGAACGUGAGGCUCUUUCCCUUCCGACUUCUCUCUGGCGCUUCCUCGGCGCGCGGCUUCGACUUGGGCUAAGUGGUGCGAAGAGGGGGCGGGGCACCUCCUCCCUUCUGCUCCUACUGGAUGCGUCCACUUCGUGUUUGGCUGGAAUUCAGGGGUCCGAAGUGUCAGCUUUAGGCCUGGUGAAGCGUGGUGACCCCAUGGCCCCUCUCGGAGGAGCCCCGCGACUGGUGCUGCUGUUUAGCGGGAAGAGAAAAUCCGGGAAGGACUUCGUGACCGAGGCGCUGCAGAGCAGACUUGGAGGUAACAUCUGUGCGGUCCUGCGGCUCUCUGGUCCUCUCAAGGAGCAGUAUGCUCGGGAGCAUGGCUUGGACUUCCAGCGACUCCUGGAUGCCAGCACCUACAAGGAAGCCUAUCGAAGGGACAUGAUCUGCUGGGGAGAGGAGAAGCGCCAGGCCGACCCAGGCUUCUUCUGCCGGAAAGUUGUGGAAGGCGUGUCCCAGCCUAUCUGGCUGGUGAGUGACACACGGAGGGUGUCUGACAUCCAGUGGUUUCGGGAGGUCUAUGGGACCGUGACACAAACAGUCCGAGUCGUAGCGUCGGAGCAGAGCCGGCAGCAGCGGGGCUGGGUGUUCACACCGGGUAAGCUGCAGAUGGCGCUCAGCCUGAGGCUCAGCACUCAGCUCCGCCACCCAAGGCAGGGGUGGAUGAUGCCGAGUCAGAGUGUGGCCUGGACAACUUCGGGAGCUUUGACUGGGUCAUUGAGAACCAUGGAGAUGAGCAGAACCUGGAAGACCAGCUGGAGAACCUGCUGGGGUUUAUUCGUGCCAAACUUUAGUGAUCGAUCCAGUGUCAGGGGUGGGCAGAGACUGCUGCAUUGCGGCGAGCCCUGGCUCUGCCAGAUGUGGGUCCCCAGUCUUGGCUGAGGCCACAGAGCAGACAGUCUGAGGAACAGGAGGACGCUCAUGGGCAGCGGACACGUUUGGAAACCUCUGGUGUACUGCCUUCGCUGGAGAGGUUGCCCUGCCUCAGUUUUGCUGCAGGCAGGAACAUUACCGUGCCCAUGGGUGGCCAGCCAUGCUGAGCUGGAUGUUUCGCUUCCCUGUGCGUAUGCUCUCGGCUCUGGAAUCCUAAUAAACCUCCUUGGAACACA
Molecule: messenger RNA, 1174 nt
Organism: Myodes glareolus (Bank vole)
Lineage: Eukaryota; Metazoa; Chordata; Mammalia; Rodentia; Cricetidae
Source: RefSeq, a predicted model, not a curated record